AUGAGUGCUAAAACAAACCAAUUCCAAUUAUUCCCGCCUCCUCCGGCUGAGAUGAAGAAGUCUAAUAAUCCGUUUCGAAAGGCUGGGAAGAAAGCAGCUGUGAAAGCUGAGCCGGGCUCCCCGAUUCCUCUUGAAGAGAUCAAAGACCCUGCGAAGACCGAGUCUCUACUGCUUCGGAUCAUCGAAGAUACUCAAACCAUUCCGCCCCCGCCACCUGGAAAUCCUGAGAGAUCCAGAUCGCCGCCCUCGUUGACGAAAACCGUCCAGAACUCCAUGUCUCCACAGUCCAUGCACAGUCAGAAUCGUCAAGCUAAGAAAUCAAACCAGCAAACCGAGGUCUCACAAAAAAGCCAUAGCAGUAGCAGUAGCAGCUAUACUGCAUCGUCCACUGUCUCUCCACAAUCUUCGCAGUCCUCAGCUUCGCCUAUCCCUAUGAGAUCAAUGUUCCCCCAAUUUGAUCUGAGUUUGCCUGUCAAUCAGCAGUCAUAUCAACAGCAGAUGCCGAAUAGCCCACAGCAUACCAAGUCCACUCGCAAGCCUCCCAAGCUCACGUUGACCACAAGUAACCACGUUGAUCAUGUUCUUGCGCCGAAAACUGUUCCCGCGAGUGUGCUUGACUUCCCGGCUGGUUCUUGGGAACCGGAGGAAGUCCGAUACUCCUCCAAUGAUGAACUGAUGAUGCUGUGGGAGACUGCCAAUGGACAAAGACCUGAGAGCCUUGUCGGCACGUUGAGUCUGCGGAUGACAAAAACUGGACCUGCUACGUUCACAUUUGGCAACUCUCAGCAGCCUUUCUAUACUCUGCAGACAUAUUCCACCGAUGAACUAUCCCUUAGUAGAAGUGACCCAUCAAGACCAAACAAUGACGUUCCUAUCAUGAUGAUGAGUCUGGAAGAUCGCAUCCGCCGCGAACAUCCCAACGACGGCCUCGUCACUCUCCUGUUCUCCAGACUGGCCGCCAUGCUAGCCAUUGACCAAGCAGAAGAGAUCAGCAGGCAGCAUCAUCUAGGUCCUUCUGAAGCAUCCGAAAUUGAAACCGAUGCGUUGAAACGAGCCGCCGCACAAGAGUCCUGCCAACUCUCCUGGAAUCGUCACCAACGAUUCUAUGAGUUGAGACAUCCUUCACUGUCAAGACGCCAGCCGCCGGCUCUGGUCGGCGCAGCUGGUAUCCCGCUAUCCCCAGUGCGCUCCCAGUCCUCCGGGAGGGUUCACAUUACAGUCUCCGCACCAUCGAGCGAUAGCUCACUUCACCAACCACCAACAAUCAUAGUAACCGGCCCAGUCUCAUCGACAGCCAUGGAAGCCGCACAGCAAGCAGCAAAUCCUAGGACCUCAACACUCCCAGUAACAGACCUAGAUGAACCACUUGCCUCGUUAGACUUCGGCACAAAAACACUCCGCAUCUCCCCGGCAGCCGUGCUAGCAACUAUUCCAUCCCUCUAUGCAAUUGACUCCCUCAUCGCGGCAAUCCUAGCCGUCGCUGUCUCAGAUGAAGCCACAAACCCGAUCCUGGCAGAUAUGGUCCUUGGCUCACCUAAACCGCCGCGACCGACUACAUCCUACACCGCUGCGGCUCACUCCAUGCCUGUCUUCCAGGGUAAAUUGGUCACGACCCUUGCAGAGCGCGAAGACACAGCUGAGAGUAUGUUCCUUGCAUCGCAGAUCAAAUCUGUACAGAAAGAGUCCAAAGAUUCUUCUGAUAAGAAAGGUUUAUUCGCGUUCUGGAAUAAAACAUCUUCCAAGCCGAAGCCGCAGGACGGUGGUCGUGGCAAGAAGAAGAAUAAGAAUCAACAGAUUGUUGUUGAGGAGUUCGAUCUUGAAAAGUACGGGCGGUAUGGAGGUGGGAAGCGCGAGGGCAAGAAAUUGCCUGGGAUUACGCGCAGUAUACUGCGAAUCUUGUUCUUUGGUCUUGAUCUUAUUGUGAAAGGGUUGACGCUUAUUGUUAAGAUUUUGGCUUGGUUAUUGGUUAAUGCGACGCGGUGCGUUACUAGUGAGAAAUUUUGA
Molecule: messenger RNA, 2004 nt
Organism: Penicillium antarcticum
Lineage: Eukaryota; Fungi; Ascomycota; Eurotiomycetes; Eurotiales; Aspergillaceae
Exons: 2
Coding region: 1-2004 (667 amino acids)
Source: RefSeq, a predicted model, not a curated record